AUGGCGCAAACAGGAGAUUCAAGACCCCCAUAUCCACCGCCGGAAGGUCCAAGCCAAGGAAGCUACUACGGACAGCAGCACUCGCCGCAGCAGCGACCUCCCACAAGAGAUGAAAGUGGCCCAUACUCUGCGCCUCCAUCUGGAUCCGAGCCACCUCGUCAGGGCCAGUAUCCCCCUGCUCCAGCUCCGCAUGACCCAAGAGCGCCGGCGCCCUACCCUCCCCCUGGUCAGUGGCCUGGACAGCAACACAGUGCUUAUCCUCCACCGCCGCCGCAUCAUUACCCUGAUCCCCAGGGGCCUUACAACUACCCACCUCCUCGACCAGAUAUGGGUCAGCCUCCUCAGCCGCUGCAACCCGAUGCUUACCGUCUGCCUCCCCCGAACCCGCACUACCCUUAUGGGCCCUACUAUCAAGCUGCACCGCCGCCUGCUCAGGCUCCACGCCAGCGUACUGCCAUUGCUUGCAAGUACUGCCGGAAACGCAAGAUCAGGUGCUCCGGCUACGAGAACUCUCCCGACGGGCGGUGCCAAAACUGCGUGCGCUUCAAUCAGCAGUGUCUCUUCCAUCCAGUGUCAUCGCAGGCUGCUUUUGUGCCGGCUUCUGCGGUCUAUGGUCCAAAUGCUCGGUCCCCCAUGACCCCCCAGGACGGGCGCCCUGGUGAGAACGGCCAAUAUCGGAAUGGCGAUCAGCCUCCUAUGCUCUAUGGCGCCCACGGCCAGCCGCUAGGACCUCCUCCUGGACCCCAGGCUCAGCAAGGAUACAACUAUGGACCUCCUGCCCAAGGCUACCCUCCGCAAGGUUAUCAAUAUCCGCCGCCGCAGUAUCCGCCGCAACAACAGGGUCAUUCUCCAACCGGACAGAAUGGACCUCAUUAUGAGCAUCAAGGACAAGCUCACCAUCAAGAUGACCGAGUCAGUCUUAAGCGUCCCCCUCCCGAUGAUGAUCCGCACAACGAGAAUUCUCAUACUUCUCAGUCUCCACACCCGAACGCACGGGCCCGUCAUAGUACGUAUGACUCGCGCGCAAAUUCCCGGGAUAGCUAUAGCUACCCAUCCGAUCCCUCAAAUUUGACCCCUACUUCCCCUGCGACUUCGAUUAUGAGCCACCAGUCAUAUCCCCCGCAACCGUACACGAAUGGUCAUGGACAGAAGGGUAACAUUUCUCCUCCCGCAGGCUUGACUCCGAAUUCAGCUCAGAGCUACCACUCGCCGCAUACGGCCGAUGGCGCAACUCCCCCUCCAAACCCGUCCAAUUCUGCCGGGCCUGCUGCCAACGGUCGCAGCGGCAUGAGCGUGCACGAUAUGCUCCAUGGCGGCCAUCCCGAGCAGCGCGCGAAGAACGACAACGAUAUGCUCAGCAAGCUCGAUGGCAAGAAAUGA
Molecule: messenger RNA, 1380 nt
Organism: Cyphellophora europaea CBS 101466
Lineage: Eukaryota; Fungi; Ascomycota; Eurotiomycetes; Chaetothyriales; Cyphellophoraceae
Exons: 3
Coding region: 1-1380 (459 amino acids)
Biological process (GO): regulation of DNA-templated transcription
Molecular function (GO): DNA-binding transcription factor activity, RNA polymerase II-specific; zinc ion binding
Source: RefSeq, a predicted model, not a curated record